AUGGCUACCGCUACACACGCCCCAGCUUCAGCUCCCCCUUCGGGUCUGUCGCAUUACUCAUACCCACAACAGCAGUCUUCAAUGAUGCAACCUCAACACCAGUACAGCCAAGGCCCGCCUGGAUACCCGUACGGAUACCCUACUGGUGUUCCUUCGCAAAUCCCUGCGUCUUCCUCAAUGAACCCUGCAAUGGUGCCUUCAACGCUGCAGCUUCCGGCCAUGUCCUCUGGUGCGCCCACGUCAUCCCUAGCUGGUUCGCAGGGCUAUCCAUCUCAGACAUUCGAUCACACUGGCCAGGUCGCUCCACCAGGAAUGAAGCCUCGUGUAACUGCCACGCUCUGGGAGGACGAAGGUAGUCUAUGCUUCCAGGUCGAAGCAAAAGGCGUAUGCGUUGCUCGUCGUGAAGACAAUCACAUGAUCAACGGUACCAAGCUUCUGAACGUUGCGGGAAUGACCCGAGGUCGUCGAGACGGCAUACUGAAGAGCGAAAAGACGCGCCAUGUCGUUAAGAUUGGCCCGAUGCAUCUCAAGGGUGUCUGGAUUCCCUUCGAACGGGCUCUUGAGUUUGCAAACAAGGAGAAAAUCACCGAGCAGCUAUAUCCUCUGUUCGUUCACGACAUUGGAGCACUGCUCUACCAUCCGUCGAACCAGACGAGGGCAAGUGUAGGAAGCGCUGCCAUGGCUGCUGUUGACCGCAACCGAAGACCUGACCAGAUGCAGACACAUCAGCGAUACCUCUCCGGUCCGGCGGCGUCGCAACCUCCUUCGCUCCAUCAUCAUCACUCAAUGAGCAACCCGAUUGGUGCUGCCAUGUCUCAGCCACCGCACGCUAUCCAGCCACAUCCCUCGUCAGGUCGUCCAGGCAUCGACCGAGCUCACACCUUCCCCACUCCUCCUACAAGUGCCUCGAGCAUCAUGGGCAUGGGCAACCAAGGCAGCUCUUAUGAGUGGAACGGUAGCAACGUUCAAAAUGCUCAGGGCGGUCAGCCAUUGUCAAUUGACACCGGACUGAGCAACACGCGCUCCGUACCAACCACACCUGCAAGCACUCCUCCUGGCGCUGUUCAGCAAGGUAUGUCCUACGCCUCUGGUCAAAGCUUCGAUGGCUCCAGGCCCUUGUACUCGGGACCACCCUCGCAACCAGGCCAAUAUGCGCAAGGACAGCCCAUGAUGGCAUACCGUCAAGACGGCUCUUACCCAAAGACAGAGAUGGCACCGCCAUCCCGCAUCAGCGAUGUGCCAGAUGAGGGCGAUGUUAAGCCAGCUGAUGGAAUGAUGCCACAGGGAAGUGAGCAGGUGGCUCCUCCCCAGGCUGGAAGUGAGGGAGACCAUGACCACGACAAUGAGUACACUCACUCUAGCGCUCCAUACAAUGGAAACAGGGGCCCGUACGGCUACACUCCCAACGGUGCUCCAGGUGCUAUGCACCCCGACCACGCUCACCUUUCUCCGGAGAUGACAGGAUCACCUCAUCAGAACGGGUCCGGACGAGCCACGCCUCGGUCGGCAGCUACAGGUCAGCCUCAAUGGAACUCGGGCUACCCCACGCCGCAGCGCCAGGCACCGCCCUCUAGCAAUCUUUACAACGUUAUGAGUGACCCCCGAGGUGGUCCCAACGGUAACGCACCUCACGACGCUUACCAGGGACCUGGGGCUGUAUCGCAAUAUCCCAGUCAAGGAUAUCCUCCUACAAACGGCGUCAACAACUCGGGUAAACGCGGUCGCGACGACGAAGACCAGGACCCAUACCGCCCCGACAGUGUCCAAGGCGACGACAUGGGCGGUCUCAAGAGGCGCAAGACCAUGGAGGGUGGCGCGGUUGGCGGCAACUACGCUGAUCCCAAUCCUGGCAUCCAGCGUGCGCAUACCAUGUCAGCUCAGCGUGCCAGACGGUAA
Molecule: messenger RNA, 1896 nt
Organism: Alternaria arborescens
Lineage: Eukaryota; Fungi; Ascomycota; Dothideomycetes; Pleosporales; Pleosporaceae
Product: Cell pattern formation-associated protein
Exons: 4
Coding region: 1-1896 (631 amino acids)
Biological process (GO): positive regulation of transcription by RNA polymerase II
Cellular component (GO): nucleus
Molecular function (GO): DNA-binding transcription factor activity; sequence-specific DNA binding
Source: RefSeq, a predicted model, not a curated record